GGACAGACAGUAGACUGUGUGAGUGCGAGAAGAAAGGAGCAUCCUGCAGCAUUCUUGGAGAAGAAAGAUCUCGGCACAACGGCUGAUUCAUCCUUGACCCGGACGCAUCUGAGCAUCAGGACCCGAGCAACAGAAUCAUGCAGUGGAAGUGGAGGCACUGCUGUACAGGCAUAACUGGAUUUCUAGUUUUGCUCCUGUGUGUGGGAGUGUUCCUCUUUGUCAGUGAACACAGCUUGCUGGCAGGAAAGAAGGACCACCAGGUGAACAGUGUAAAUCACACAGCGCAGAAACUGGAGAAGAACCAGAGCGUGACCAAGCAGAACAUGUGGACAGAGGAAGCAACGUCCCCUUUUCCAGCAACAUCAGAGGGAAACCUCAGCUCCAUUCUGGACGACUCCUCCCAGCAAGGGCUGAAGAACUCUGUGGAGUCUAAUGCCAGUUUCAGUGAGGAGAUAACAGCAGAGAGUAUACUCAAGGUAGAACCCUACAAAUACAUCAUCAAUGAAGAAGACAAGUGUCAGGAAAGGGAUCCUUUCUUAGUGCUGCUGAUUACCGUUGAGCCCCAGCAUGUUCAGGCCAGGGAUGCCAUCAGGCAGACGUGGGGGAAUGAGAGCGUGGCUGAGGGCGUGGGAUUGGUACGGCUCUUCCUUUUGGGAAUAAGAGAAGGACCUACCAGCCAACUGCAGAGCUCCAUAGAGGCAGAGUCUCAACAGUAUCAUGACAUUAUCCAGCAAAAUUACAUAGACUCAUAUUACAACCUUACCAUCAAGACACUGAUGGGAAUGCACUGGAUAGCAACGUACUGCCCAGGAGCUAGUUACGUCAUGAAGACGGACAGUGACAUGUUCGUCAAUACGGAAUACCUCAUCCAAAAACUUCUCAAUCCCAACCUUCCACCAAAACUAAAGUAUUUCACUGGAUACGUCAUGUAUAAUGAGCCCCCACAUAGAAACAAAAACAGUAAGUGGUACAUUUCAGAAGAGAUGUACCCCGACAACGUGUACCCUCCUUUUUGCUCAGGAACUGGAUACGUCUUCUCGGGCGACCUGGCAGAGCUGAUAUACAGGACUUCUCUGAGCAUACGAUGGCUGCAUCUUGAGGAUGUUUACGUAGCGAUCUGCCUUGCAAAACUGAAGAUAGAACCAGUUUCUCCGCCCAACCAAUCCCUGUUCAAUGUCAACCGGGUACCAUACUCCAGCUGCGAAUACAGCAAUCUGAUAACCUCUCAUGGGCUCCUUCCCACUGAGAUAAUAACGUACUGGCAGGACCUGCAGACCAACAAGCACAACCCCUGCGACAAUACAGAGUAAAGCAACAAAGUUCGCAAGCCUCGACAGUGACUAGAACUGGAACAUUUCAUUGAACAUACCGGUUGAAAGUGGGAACCAAGGUGGUCUAGAUGCUUCACCAAAAAGAAGUUUGAAAAACAUAGGAACAGUAUUUUGGAAUGUGAGGGAAGUAACUUCAACAGUGAACUUCAUAUCACUGCCAAAAAUCAAUGUGAACAUAAAGCCUGGCCUGACGAGAUUUUUGAAUGAUGGAUCUACUGUCAAAGGUUUUAAAACAAAUUGGUGGGUUAAUGGGGUUUGUAUUCAUUAAAUGUGAAAAAUUAAUUUCAGUGUAACACGGUAAUUAAACUGUCUUGGAAUUUA
This is a messenger RNA of Pygocentrus nattereri (red-bellied piranha), 1652 nucleotides long. Its product is annotated as beta-1,3-galactosyltransferase 2-like. The transcript has 2 exons. Gene Ontology annotation, cellular component: membrane. Lineage: Eukaryota; Metazoa; Chordata; Actinopteri; Characiformes; Serrasalmidae. The record is from RefSeq and is a predicted model, not a curated record. The coding region runs from base 138 to 1310 and encodes 390 amino acids. Gene Ontology annotation, molecular function: N-acetyl-beta-D-glucosaminide beta-(1,3)-galactosyltransferase activity.